Molecule: messenger RNA, 981 nt
Organism: Saccoglossus kowalevskii
Lineage: Eukaryota; Metazoa; Hemichordata; Enteropneusta; Harrimaniidae
Biological process (GO): protein targeting to lysosome; early endosome to late endosome transport; endosome to lysosome transport
Cellular component (GO): early endosome; late endosome
Molecular function (GO): phosphatidylinositol binding
Source: RefSeq, a predicted model, not a curated record
CGAUGCGAGGCAACUAACCGAGCGUGGUUGGAGGAAACUGUUGUUUUUUGUACAGCUACACUUAUAUAAGCAUGUCAUUGAACGGGAGAACACAGGGUCCGUUUGGUAGCAUAUGAAUUCGUUUACGGGUAGAAGCGGUUCAUACGAAGCGGCGACACGUUUUAAUAUCUAACCAAUGUAUAACAUGUCAUGUUGAUGUUUUUGACACCGUAACUAGUUUGGCCACCAGGUUCGUUGUUUCGAUUCUCCAAUUUAAAAAAAACUGCUAGAGUUAUUUCCUAUGUGUGUGUUUCACGUGAAGACCAGCGACGGUCACGAAUAACCAUGGAUGGCGAGGAGAUUAACGUGGCCGGCGGACCGACCAAACACAACAAUGCCGAAACCCGUGCCGAAAAUGGCGGACCGCUUGUUCGCAGUGCAGAAACUGUUCAUUCAUCCGGGCCUAAGGUGAGUUCGGUUCCGAUCGCCAUAGAACCGGCAGCAAAGUCGCCAGAUGCACCAAGACCGUCGUCCUGUCCCCCUGGACCACCCUGUUCUUCACCAAUGGUGCACGACAGGCGAUCGAACAGUACUAAUGAUCUUAAACGAGAUCGCAGUGCAUCGCAAACAUCACAGACACAAACUGAUCAAAUACCAGUGCUCGAAUUGGAUGAUCUGAAAGUGCCAAUUGUUGGGUACGAAAUAAUGGAACAGAGAGCAAAAUUUACGGUAUUCAAACUACUCGUUAAUCGUGGGCCGAAUGACAACUGGUUUGUUUUCAGAAGAUAUACAGAUUUUGUUAGAAUCAAUGAACAGUUAAAGGUCUUGUUUCCAACAUUUCGACUGGCACUCCCUCCGAAGAAAUGGUUUGGCAACAAUUUUGAUACAAGUUUCUUAGAAGACCGACAACUGGGUUUGCAGGCCUUCAUCAAUAAUAUCACAGGACACAAAGACAUCGUCAAAAGACAAUCUGUGAUUUACAAGGGCAUGCGAUACUAUUAG